This is a messenger RNA of Pieris napi, 2863 nucleotides long. RefSeq names its product O-acyltransferase like protein-like. The transcript is spliced from 12 exons. The coding region runs from base 67 to 2229 and encodes 720 amino acids. Gene Ontology annotation, molecular function: acyltransferase activity, transferring groups other than amino-acyl groups. Lineage: Eukaryota; Metazoa; Arthropoda; Insecta; Lepidoptera; Pieridae. The record is from RefSeq and is a predicted model, not a curated record.
UGAUGAGAAAUCAUAAAUAUCGAGUUCCAUUAAAUAUCUAAAUCAAUAGACAUCUCACUCUCCAAAAUGAAGUCUUUCGUUUUAUUGUUAAGUAUUUCUUACGCAACGGCUUGGCUGGAUCUGAAAACAUUUCCAAAGUUCUACCCAUUUGAUAGAGAAUUGCAUAAAAGGGUACUAAAUUCAGAAUUGUGUGAGAAACAGUUAAAUUACCUGAGGGAUAACGAUAGCACUCUACUUUUAAACUUUCUCGAUGCAGGGGCAAGAAUUCCAAAAGGAGUUUUUGGAGGUAAUUUUCGGGACAUGGGUAAUUUUUACCAAUGCCUCGGUAUAAGAAAGCGCGUUGAAAAUAUGGAUAUAGAAGGAAAGUACUGUACAAUAAAUAUCCCUCUGACACCCAAUACAUCGUUUGAUACAACCAUAGCGUCACAAAAUCCUUUUAAAUGGACAACUUUAAUUGAACUCGUGACACAAAACAAACACAACUAUUUUAAUCAAUCCACGAUUGAUCAAUUCAGCCUUGGGAAAUAUUUGUCAUAUGCUCCCUAUGUCAUGAAAUUAGACGAUGUCAUCAGUAAGUCGGCCCAAAACAGAGCUCUAAACGUAGUGGUCCAAUUAGCUUUAUGUAUUCCAAAAGCCUGCAGCACGAGAGAGUUUAUAAAUAAAGUGGGGAACAUCACCACCUUAGGUCUUCAAUAUGAGGACAAUUUAUGUCGACUUCCCGACGACAAGCAUUGGGUCACUGCAGAUUAUAUAGCCAUCGUUGUUUUUUCAGGCUUUGGAUUAAUUAUAUUUUUAAGUACGAUGUAUGACUUACAUCAUCUUUUUUACUUAAAAAAAGAUUUUAAGGACGAGAAUAUAUUUCGCAUCUUUUCUGCCUUUACAAAUUUGUCUUUGUUAUUGAACUUGUCAAAUAAACCUGGAUCAUUGCAAUGUCUCGAUGGUAUACGAGCAAUCGCCAUUUUUUGGGUGGUUAUUGGACAUGCUUUUGUAGGAAAUCUUAUAACUGCGUUUAACUUCCUUGAUAUUCAAGAGUGGCAAUCUUCGUUAAAGUCGAUGUGGAUAACGGGCGCACCCAUCACAGUCGACACGUUCUUUAUGAUCAGUGGUCUACUACUGGUUUACACCAGUAUGGCUAAAUAUACGAGCUUGGGACUACUGAAAAACCUUCACGUUUUCUACUUGAGCAGAUUAUUGCGUAUGUUUCCCGUGUUGGCAUUAAUGGUUCUCUUCGAGGCAUCGCUCUAUAACAGAAUAUCAGACGGCGCAUUUUGGCAUGUCGCGGGGAACGGCGUACACACCUGCAGAGCUCUUUGGUGGAGCACACUGCUGCAUCUUCAGAACUUUGUUAAUCCAUUAGCAGAAUGUCUCCCAGUUACGUGGUACCUAGCAAUCGAUGUACAGCUACAUGUUAUUUCACCAAUAGUUCUAUUUUGGUUACUUCGAGGCAGUAAAAGAACAUCUUGGACAGCCCUCACCAUAGGUUUCUUGGUGUCUAUAGCUAUUGCUACAACAUACAUAUUUCUAACAGAUGUCCAUAGAAAUUAUUUUGUGUAUUACUACGUAAAUAUAUUGGUCCGUUCACCGCCAUUUUUCGUGGGUAUGAUAGUCGGAUACUGUCUCCGUAUUUAUAGGGAUAGAGAGUUCAAUAUGUCUACGAUUCUCAGCGCAUGUAUGACCACUAUUAGCCUUGCAUUGUUGUGCUUGGUAAUUUACGUCAACUUCUUAAAGGACUACAGUGUUUAUAGCAAAGACUGGACUAAUAGCUAUGUCGGUAACAUAAUUGACUCAUUUACUCGAUCUAUUUGGUCUGCGGCUUUAGGAUGGAUUAUAUUUAUGUGCGUGAAUGGAUAUGGUGGUCCCAUUAAUCAAUUCCUGAGCAUGGAUAUGUGGAAGAUAGUAUCUCGAAUUUCUUAUGCAAUGUACAUAGUCCAUUUCUCAGUUAUAAACGCUUAUUUUUCUUCUAUGGUUGAAAAUCAUUACUUUACUGUUGGAACGACCGUAUUCAUAUUCUUCUCGUGCUCGGUCGUUACAGUAGUGGUUUCGAUUCUUUUAACUGGACUCAUUGAAAUACCAUUUUCUAUACUGUUCAAGAAUAUGCUGGAUAAAGUUAGUGUGAAAUAUGAAAAACCCUUAGUUAAACCAUCAGGACCUGUUGAAAUUGAGAAUACGAAUAUCAAUGGAAAUAUUAAUGAAGGAUUUAUUUGUGAAGAAACUAAAACUAAUCUAUAACUAAUAUUAUAAAACGGUAAAGGUUGUGAGGUUGUAGGGGUAAUGGAGUCUGGAUCUACUUUAUUUUGUAAGAAAAGAACUCACGACACUACUUUAAUUACUUAGUUUCAAUUUUUACACUACUCACACUACAAUUAAAUAUAACAAAACAGUGAUGAGUAAGACUUUACUAGACUUUUUGUAAUAUAAAACAUGAUUUGUGUUUAGAUUGGUCUGAUAUGUCAUUGAAUGAAUUUUAAGUGUUUAGUUUAAGGGUUAUUUAUUGAAUAUAACUUGAUGUAUUAUAUCACAAACCACAGUUUGAACUUACUUUACAUAUAAUGUAUUUGCUUAAGCGUAAAUCGUUAUGUCGAUUUUAAAGUGACUCGCCUUUUAAAGUGAUGAUUACAUUGUCCAUAACCGAAAGCCGUAAGUGUUUGAUGGUGAGAUUGAGACAACGUAGUUUUUAUAAAUAAUGUAACAUUGACGAACACUAUCAAUAAAAUAAAAUGAAAAUCACAUUAAGAAGCAUUUCCUAAUACUCUUAUAUCCUUAUAGACCAACCUUUACUUUUAGAUUGAAAAUUGUGUAAAUGUAUUUAUAUUGUAAAAAGUUAUAUUGUUGUAAAGUUUACAUAAGUUUACAUAAUAAUGUA